Molecule: messenger RNA, 1962 nt
Organism: Trematosphaeria pertusa
Lineage: Eukaryota; Fungi; Ascomycota; Dothideomycetes; Pleosporales; Trematosphaeriaceae
Product: MFS transporter-like protein
Exons: 4
Coding region: 114-1664 (516 amino acids)
Biological process (GO): transmembrane transport
Molecular function (GO): transmembrane transporter activity
Source: RefSeq, a predicted model, not a curated record
CCCAGAAUGGCCUUCCCUUGCCCAUCCUAAUCUUCUGGAGCGGCUUCCUUAAAUAAUGGUCGAUUUUUUGAAAAAGAGGUGACCGAGUAUCUUUGAAGGAUUUGUGCAAAGAUAUGGCCCGACCGGCAUGGCUGUCGUCGUUGACGCAGCAUGGUUCCAAGCCGCCGUAUUUGCUGCGGUGUAGGAGUUCAGACGCAUUUAUUAUUGGGACGGUUGCUUUGGCUGUCUUCACGGACAUGUUCCUCUACGCCAUGAUAGUCCCAGUAAUCCCGUUCGCCAUCCAAUCGCGCAGCCACAUCCCUCCCGGGAAAGUGCAAUACUGGGUCUCCGUCCUCAUCGCCAUCUACGCCGCAGCACUCUUAGCCUUCUCCCCGAUCUGCGGCUUCCUGGCUGACCGCUCUGCCUCGCGACGCUCGCCGCUGCUGAUCGGCCUCUUUGCUUUGAUGGGCGCUACGGUCCUGCUUAAUGUGGGGUCGAGUAUUGGGGUUUUGGUCGUGGGACGAGUUUUGCAGGGGACGAGUGCUGCUGUGGUGUGGGUCGUGGGCCUGGCCCUUCUGGCUGAUACCGUGCCUCAAGAGCGUCUCGCGCAGGCUAUGGGUUAUGUUGGGCUUGGGAUGAGUGUGGGUAUUUUGAUUGGGCCGUUGUUGGGAGGCGUGGUGUUUGAUCGCGCGGGAUAUAAUGCCGUGUUUGGGAUGGCGUAUGCGCUUGUGGGGUUAGAUAUCGUGCUGAGGCUGCUGCUUGUGGAGAAGAAGGUUGCGAGGAGGUGGGAGCCUGGGGCUGGUGGAAGGGAGAGAGCUACCGCGGAUGAGGGAGCGCAAAGCCCAGGUGAUAUUGAAGAAGCCGCCAGUCCUGCAAGUCGCAGCGAGGAGAAAGCAGACCCGUCUUCAGCUAUCCCGGUACCAGAUCCUGAAAAGGGCACAUCUACCACCCCGGAACGGGCACAGCCAGCGGAACAUCCCAACGCCAGAACCGAACCGCCGAAGAAACGUCGUCUGCGCAACCGCCUCCCGCCCGUUCUCUCUCUUCUCUACUCCCGCCGCCUCCUCGCCGCGCUCUUCGGCUCCAUCAUCCAAGCCGCAAUAAUGACCGCCUUCGACUCCGUCCUCACCAUCCACGUCGCUGCAACCUUCCACUGGACCAGCACGGGCGCAGCGCUGCUCUUCCUUCCCGUCGUUAUCCCGUCCUUCCUCGCGCCGCUGUUCGGCUGGCUCGCGGACCGCAUCGGCGGUCGCUACCCGGCGUCGAUCGGCUUUCUGCUGGCGUGCCCUCCGCUCGUUUGUCUGCGGUACAUUGACUCCAACACAUUGAAUGAUAAGGUGUUAAUAUGUGUAUUGCUCGCGCUGGUGGGACUGACGCUAUCCCUCACCUUCCCGCCGUUCAUGGCGGAGAUAUCGGCGGUUGUGGAAGCGAAGGAGAGGAAGAUGCUUGCGAAUGGGGAGCCGGGGUAUGGGAAAGGAGGUGCUUAUGCUCAGGCUUAUGGGUUGUUUAAUGUGGCUUUUGCUGCGGGGUGUGUGGUGGGCCCGUUGCUGGCUGGUUUCAUUGCGCAGGAGCAGGGAUGGGCGACGAUGGCUUGGGUGUUGGGUUUGUUGUCUGCAGUUACGGCCGUGCCGACAUUCUUGUGGAUGGGUGGGUGGAUGUUCGGAAAGGGGGAGGAGGGGGUCUGAUGAGCACAGCAGAAGUCUAGGAUGCAGAGCUGAUGGGAACGGAGUUCUGGUCUUGGAUUCGAAUUCCGGUCUACUGUCAGCGGGUUUCCCAUCUCUACGUGGGCCCCUCCUGUUCCUGACCAGCGCAACAAAGUCCGCAAAGUACCAUAUGGAAGAUGACCAGCGCAGCGAGAUACAAAUGGAUGAGCGAUGUAGAUGACGCUGGACGAGAAGAGCAGUCCAGGUAAUGACGGAACACUACCUCCGGGGCACAGCACGAGAUUCAGUCACAUAAUUGACAGCGGACUGAAUCUCGUGC